Messenger RNA from Plasmodium vinckei vinckei, 789 nucleotides. Its product is annotated as fam-a protein. The record is from RefSeq and is a predicted model, not a curated record. Bases 1 to 789 code for a protein of 262 amino acids. The transcript is spliced from 6 exons. Lineage: Eukaryota; Apicomplexa; Aconoidasida; Haemosporida; Plasmodiidae.
AUGAAUAAAUUUUAUAUUCAAAUCGCUUUAUUUAUUUUAAGCACUUUCGCAUAUGGAAAUAAUGAAACCCUUGCAACUGAUCCUACUCCAGGAACAGCUGCAAAACCAAGCCGUUUUACUACUUCAGAAGAAAUAUAUGAAAAAAACAAGCACUUAAUAUGUAAAUCCCCUACAGAACCUAUAAUAGCGGCCGAAGUUAUGAACGAAGCUGUAAAACAUUUAGAAUACUAUGCUACAACCAAAGGUGGUUAUGAACAAUAUUUACAAAAUUCUAAUGAUAGUAUAUCUUAUUAUAUAAAAAAAUUUGACAACGAGACAAAUAUUCUAAAAGUUCAUUUGAAUAUUUAUGAUUCCAGUCAGUAUAAUUACAUAAUAAACAGGACAUGGGAUCCCAAUUCCCCCAAUAUUUUCAAUAAAGGCGCUGCUAAAAUUAUCUAUAUGUACAAUCCAAAUUUAAUGUUGAUUCGCCAAUUUUGCAAAAAAUAUUCUAAAGACUAUCAGAAGUAUUUUUAUGCUUUAGUUUCAAAGACUGAAAUAUCAAAGGACAAAACUAUAAUUGCCAUAACUUCAGUAAAUGUAAAUGAUAAAAACCCUUCCAAUAUAGAAUAUAACAACCCAAUAUUAGAAAAUGUAAAUUCAUUCAGAAUUUCCGUACGCCGUAAAGAUUAUAUUAAAAAUAAAAAAUAUAUAAAAAUAUUUGUGAACUUAGCUGGAUACCUCAUUGAAAAAAAAGGCGAUGAUCUUGAAAUCACCUAUAUCGAAUCUAUUCAGGGAUAUUCUUCCUUUUAA